Molecule: messenger RNA, 1130 nt
Organism: Apodemus sylvaticus (European woodmouse)
Lineage: Eukaryota; Metazoa; Chordata; Mammalia; Rodentia; Muridae
Gene: Pabpn1l
Product: PABPN1 like, cytoplasmic
Exons: 7
Coding region: 56-865 (269 amino acids)
Molecular function (GO): RNA binding
Source: RefSeq, a predicted model, not a curated record
AGGUGAGCAGACCCGGAGAGGCGAGGUUCGCCCGGCCUGCUCUCCCUGCGGACCCAUGUGGCCUUACCUGAGCAAUGAGCUCUUCCCACCCCCCACUGAAGCCUGGCUCCAGACGGUCUCCUCAGAUCCUGAGGCCCAAGGCUGGGGGGCCUGGGGUGGGACCGAAAAGACCUCUUUGGCGCCAAGUGCUGGAAGUGAGAAGGGAGCAGAGGAAAAUGAAGAUGCGGCCUUCCUGCUCUCCCUGCUGGAGCCAGAGAACCUGGGCAAGUCCCCAGCAUACAACCAGGAACUGGAGGCCAUCAGGCUGAAGCUGUGGGCCAUGGAGCACACCGAGGCCCUGCCAGAGCCGCCCUGUGUGCAGAGAAAGGCCACAGAGGAGGAGAGGGCUGAUGUCAGACAGCUACUGAGCCCCAACGCCGCAGGCUGCUGUUUCUCCAGGAUCUCCAAGGAAAAUGUGGAGGCUGACCACAGAUCUGUCUAUGUAGGCAAUGUGGAUUAUGGUGGUUCAGCUGCAGAGCUGGAGGCCUACUUCAGCCCCUGUGGGGAGAUUCACCGGGUCACUAUCCUGUGCGACAAGUUCUCUGGACACCCCAAGGGCUAUGCAUAUGUAGAGUUUGCUUCGCAGAGCUCUGUCAAGGCUGCUGUGGGGCUGGAUGAGAGCACCUUCCGAGGUCGGGUCAUCAAGGUACUUCCCAAAAGAACGAACUUCCCAGGAAUCAGCUCCACAGACCGUGGUGGGCUGCGGACACACUCGGGCAGCAGGGCCGCCUUCCUGCACGGUAGCCUCCAUCGAAAACCUCGGUUAAGACCCCGUGGACAGAGCCGGGACCAUGGACGAGCCUCACCGUGGUUCUCACCAUACUGAAAGGACAGCCCAGUUUUUAAAAGUGUGAGCCAGGAGAUGGGUUAGGAGUAAACUGCUGUCUCUCCACUUACUCCAGACGGGUCUUCAAGCCUGGCAACCCACAGGGGCCUUUGAAGGUGCCUAGAUCACCAGGUCCCAGUGGGAAGGCACUGGGCUGGGAGAUUCGGAGGGGAGGAGGCGGCUCAGGGUAUGCUGGGAUUGGCAUACUCAAGUACUUUUAAAGAAAAAUAGACAUGCGUGUUAAUAGUAAAACAUAAAUUAUUAA